Gambusia affinis (western mosquitofish) is the source of this 4663-nucleotide messenger RNA. RefSeq names its product rhotekin a (gene rtkna). Gene Ontology annotation, cellular component: actomyosin contractile ring. The coding region runs from base 636 to 2099 and encodes 487 amino acids. The transcript is spliced from 12 exons. Lineage: Eukaryota; Metazoa; Chordata; Actinopteri; Cyprinodontiformes; Poeciliidae. The record is from RefSeq and is a predicted model, not a curated record. Gene Ontology annotation, biological process: mitotic cytokinesis; septin ring organization; actomyosin contractile ring assembly.
AGAACAAAGCUCUCCACCCUCUUGCGGCUGCGUUCUGCUCUGGCAUUUGCGGUGUUUAUUGGUUUGAAGGAGAGCAAUAUAUCUCUUUCCUCCCCUUUUCUCUGUUUUCUUUCCUUUUAAAGUUCGCUCCUGCUGCCCGAAGCGCGUCUUAGGGGUUAAUUUAACACCGAGCAGCCGGAGGAGCGUCAAGGCGCGUACGCGCUCACUGAUACAGUGGAGUAGUUGUGCCGAUUGCUCCCGCAGAGGCGAUGCCCUUUUGUGGAGAGGCUUCCAGUCACAGAGGACACACCACGUUCACAGUUGGGACACAAAGAAGAAGAGCUCCGUUUUAAAAGAAGAAGAAGAAAAAAGGCUCCAUUCUUCCCCCGCUGUUUACUGUGGGUGUUUACAAGGAUUUUUGUUGUGCGCAUGAAAAGUAGGAGAGGAGAGGAGACCCCAGCUUGCUCUCUCCUCUCUCCUCGGAGUUACCAGUCUCGCGUUGGAUGGAGAGUGGAACUCUUGCGCACGAGUUUUGCUCAUGGAAGUAAAGAUGAAGUUCUCUACAGUGGUUUCAGCAGGAUAGUGGACUGGAAUCCUGUAAUUCACCCUCAAAAAGAAGCAUUUUUUUCUUUUAUUUGCUUCCACCUGCACAAAGGAUGCCAAAUGAUAAAUACGCAGACAUGGAGGAAAAACUUUGGAUACUGGAGGACCUCAACAUGAUGUACAUCCGUCAGAUUGCUCUCAGCUUGCAGGACAGCGACAUUCAGAAGAAGAUUGACCAUGAGAUCCGGAUGCGAGAUGGAGCUUGCAAGUUGCUGGCUGCCUGCUCACAGCGAGACCAGGCCUUGGAGGCAGCAAAGAGCCUGCAGACGUGCAGCACUCGCAUCAUGGCCUACAUGUCGGAGCUGCAGAGGAUGAAGGAAGCUCAGGUCAUGCAGAAUGUCCCACGCAGGUCUUCGGAUGCCGGCCCGAUGGACGAUAGGCUUCCCUGCAAAGGAAAAGUGGCAAUCUCAGAUCUUCGGAUCCCUCUUAUGUGGAAAGACACGGAGUACUUCAAGAACAAAGGAGAGCUUCAUCGCUGUGCUGUGUUCUGCCUGCUGCAGCUGGGAGGAGAGAUCUUCGACACGGACAUGGUGAUAGUGGACCGGACGCUCACCGAUAUCUGCUUUGAUAACACCAUCGUCUUUAGUGAAGCCAGCCCUGGCUUUGAGCUCCGAGUUGAGCUCUACAGCUGCUGUUCAGAGGAUGACUACUCUGCCGGGAGCACGCCCAGAAAACUGGCCAGCAAGUUGAGCUCCUCGCUGGGCCGAUCAGCGGGAAAGAAGCUCAGAGCGGCGAUGGAGCCUGGAGCUUGUAGUCCUGUUAGUAACGGAGGGGCGGCUCCUCUCCUGCUGCCGGUUCCCUCCGUGCCGGGCCCGAAGUACCACCUCUUGGCUCACACCACCCUGUCGCUGUCACACGUCCAGGACAGCUUUCGCACGCAUGACCUCACUAUUUCAGGCAAUGAGGAGUGCUCCUACUGGCUGCCACUGUACGGCAGCAUGUGUUGCCGCCUCGGAGCUCAGCCGCACUGUAUGACCCAGCAGAUGAUGGGUGGAUGGUUGAAAGUUAAGCAGUGUGGAGGCGAUCCUAAGACGUGGACAAAAGUCUAUGCCGUUCUAAAAGCAACAAGCCUUUUCUGCUACCAGCGACAGGAGGAUGUGGACGCCAAUGUCGAGCCUGCUUUGACCAUCGGGAUCAACAAGGAGACCAGGAUACGCGCGUCAGAGAAGGACCCCCACAGUAAGGGUCAGAACAUUUGCAUCAGCAACCGAUACGGAGGGGAAGAGGUCACACACACUCUGAACACGGAGAGCCGGGAGGACACGCACAGCUGGAUGGAGGCCUUCUGGCAGCAUUUCUAUGACAUGAGUCAAUGGAAGCAGUGCUGUGAUGAUUUAAUGAAAAUUGAACUUCCCUCUCCAAGAAAACCAGCUCCUGUCACACCAAAACAGGGCUCACUUUACCAUGAAAUGGCCCCUCUUUCAGCGCCCUCCUGUGAGGGUCUUCUGCUGCAGGAUAACGCUGUGUCUGCUGAGAUUCGUGCUCUGCUCUCGUCCUAUUACAAUGACAGUUAUUGAGUCAUCCGAUGACCUCAGAAGCACCGUGUCCGACAUCCUGGCCCGGAGAAUGCAAGAGCUGGAGCUCCGCAGCCAGCUGGGCACGUCUCCCACCUGGAUGUCUGUGUUUGAGGAGAACAGUCCGAAAAGCACUGGCUUCCCUGUCCGUCCGUGUACCUCCCGCCUGUCUGGCCACAGCCCUCACUCUCCGCAUCGCCUUCCCUCUCGGAGCCCCGCGAGCCCGCACCGCUGCCCGCAGCCGGGUCUGCUCUCCUCUGACGCGAGCCUGACGUCGGACAGCGACAGCCAUUGCAGCACCAGCCCAUGCUCUCACCGCCACGGCUGGCCUGAGCCGUCGUCAAACUUCUCGCUUUUGUCCUCCUCGCCCUCCCGCCUGAGGCCGCGCACUCUCUCUCUGGACGCUAAGCUCAGCACCCUCCGGGGGCGAGGGUACGGAGGGGCCUUCCAGUGCUCCUGCCAGCCUCCUUCCUCGUCUCUGCUCGCGCCUCACCCCGUCUCCUCCCGCUCGCCCCUGUCGCAGCGCAGCACGCAGACCACGCUGUCCUGCUCCAGCUCCACCUCCAGCAGCAGCUCCAGCAACAGCGAGGGCAGCCACAGCCCCGAGUCGUCAGAGGGGGGUCCGUUCUCCAGGCCCUUGCCAGCUCGACGCAGCCUGAGAAACCUGCGGGCCAGGCUCGAUCCCCGUAACUGGCUGCAGAGUCAGGUGUGAACUUGUUCCCCAAUGGACAAUUAUUAUUUUAUUUUUUUUGUGGCGGGGGGGUUUGCUUGUUUUUGUUUAAGCAUACACAUUAACAAGCUUAUUAUGUGAACUAAACUCAAGGAUGUGUGCAGCUGCCUUUUACAGGAAAUGGUGGCUUAGAGAAGACCUGGGUGGGUCCAACUGGAAAAUUAUUUUUUUGUUUUGUUUUUGUUUGUUUUGUUUUUUUAACCCAGAAGAUGGUGACAGUCUCUGCAGGAGCUCCUGGGUUCACACAGUUUAUAGGAUGGGAGACAGUGUUUUUGCUUUCAGAAAUUACAUUAAUGAUGCUGCUUUGGAGCGAGUAAACAAAAAGCUAAAGAAUUGCUUAGACACGCUGCACACUGUUCAAACUCUUAAUGUGAUCUUGAAACUGGAAGAUAUGUUAUUUUCCCCCUUUUUCCAUCCUUACGGAAACAUCAUUUUAAGGUAAAAUCUCUCUUGUUGUCCCCGUCAUACUUUAUCUGAAUGUAAUUUAUUAUGUUAUAAAAUGUGAAGUGUUUCUGCUGCGGGGGGGGGUCUGUGACUUGGAGCAAAGGAGCACUUCACGGGAAAGAUUUAUAUAUUUAUGAUUUUAUUAACAGAUACACAUGGUGAAACACGGGUGGUGGCAGCAUCAUGGUGUGGGGAGAUUUUUCUUUAGCAGGGACAACAGGCUUCAAAAAGACCUGAGUGGAGAUUCACCUUACCUUUCAGCAGGACAAUGACCUUAGAAAUACAGUGGGAGCUACUGUUUGUUCUUCAGGGACUACAAGGUGUAAGAUUUUGAACAACACACCCCGUUUGUGCAGUUUUGCUCCCCAGCGAUUCUCCUCAUUAAGUAGAUGAGAGGUUAACAUUUGUUGCCUGUUCCUGCCUCAGUAUACUUACUUAUUUACACACCAGAAGAGUCUUUUAAAACAACUAUGCAGCAUUUUGUUCUAUUGGUUAGAUGUUGAAGUACCUGUGAUCAUACUAACGGUGGAUUUGGGGGACGUUAAAUGCAGGUGUUUAUAUUUACUGUAUUGGUUCUGACUGAUAUUUUCAGAAUGGAAAAAAUUAACUCUUUGCUUUGCGUUUUACCUUAAUCUGCACGUCACCGGAGGGCCGUCAGUAGAACCAAGUGGUUGUAGUCAAAGUAAAGUAUUAAUAGAAAACCCCAAUCCAAACUCAAUGUCAUGCUGCACUGGCACCCUUGCAGUAUAUUGAGUGGUUUGUGUGUGGCGUUUCCUCCCUGUGAGUCUUAAGAGUAAAAUCUAAAAUAAGCCACGACUCCAUUAAUAUCAAACAUGUCCAUGAAAAUCUUUACAUGUCGGAUUCCUCCUGCAUACUGGCCAUAGGACUGUAAGUGAAGACGUCGCGUCACAUUUCCACCCCUAUAUUUUUCUUAACUGCAAUUGUUCUCACCAUUUCUUUUUUGUUGUUUUUACGUGUUUUGAAUUAACCAAAUUUCAAAUGGCAGUUCAUGACUAUCGGUAAAUCCCCGUUUUGUUUUGUUUUUGUUUGUUUCUUUUCAUGCCUGUCAAUCAUUGUGGGCUCAUAUUUACUGAGAUAUGUCGAACAAGCAUUUGUUACUGUAAAUUAUUUUGUAAGUUAACAGAUAAACCUCGCUCUGUCAUUUUGUCACAUAGCUGAUUUUAUAAGUGCAACUGUACUGAUGUGUGAUGGUCAGACGCUUAACAGAUAAAAGUGUGAAUCUUUAUUUGUUAACGAUUAACACUGUUAAGAGUCUCCCUCUUUUGCAGGUUUUGUGUGUCCCACAUCUGUAAAAGGUUGAGUAUAAAAUGAGAAAUGUCACAUUUAAAUAAUAUAACGUUAAUUAAAAUAAAUGUUUAUAGUUUUAAAACUA